ACAAAUACCUACUUUAAAAAAUUUCAAUUUUGUUUUCUGUGAUAAGUUUUCGUCUUUUAAGUUAAUUGUUUAGUAAUGGCUUUUGUGUAGAUCUCAGAAUUGCGAUUUCACAAUGGAACACAUAAGGCAGUUCGAUUGGUGUUUUUCUCAACCAGAUAUAUAUUUUCUUAAGGAAGAUGAUCUUGCUAACAGUGUGACAGAGAAAAUUCUCCGCAAUAAAUUUUAUGAUCCAUUAAUAUCUAGCGAUUCAGAAGAUGAAAACAUUACAAUUAAUUGGGAUGAAGUAUUUACCAAGAAAGAGAAUGGAAUUAUAGAGAGCGGUGGCGAGAGAAGGCAUGAGAGUAUUAUGCCGUUUGUCGUUGCAGCUUACGAGUCAGUCAUACUCCAAGGCGCGUCAAUAUAUGUCUCAAAUCAAAAAUGCAAAGAUGACUUGGAAAGUUCACAGUCCUGUUCUGCUAAUUCGACGCAAGUCUGUUCGGAGUGGCUGUACGAUGAUCCGGACAGUUUUGUAGCGUAUUUUCAGCUGGCUUGUCAUGAAUGGAAGAGGACGUUGGUCGGAACUGUGCACAGUUUUGGAUAUAUGUGCGGAUUGCUUCUCGUUGGGCCCAUGUCUGAUCGACUUGGAAGGAAGACUGCUGUAAUUAUAACAGGUAUCUUGGGGGGAUUUUUUGGUAUUGUAAGGAGUUUCUCGAUGUGGUACUGGUUCUAUAUUGCUAUGGAAUUCCUUGAAGCAGCCAUAGGGGAUUGUUGUUCUCCAAUGUAUGUACUUACGAUUGAAAUAGUUUCCACUAAGAAGCGACUUGUGUUUUACAUGAUGUGCGGUUUUGGAUAUUGCUUUGGCGGAAUGGCGUUGUCUCUUUUUGCCUGGUUAACACCAAAUUGGAGAUGGUUUUUAAGAGCUAUAUAUUUACCAACAUUUUUAUUUUUUACCUACAUAUAUCUGCUCGAUGAAAGUCCAAGAUGGCUUCUGACUAAGGGACGGAAAGAAAAAGCUGUGGCUAUCCUUGAAAAGGCAGCUAAAAAAAAUAAUAUUGUUUUAGAAAAGGACGUUUUAGAAAAGUUAUCUUGUGAAGUCAGCCCAGAUGUUCCUUAUAAACAAUUAUUAAAAGAUACAUUCAAAUCUAGCAAAUUAAGGAGAAGGUUUUUCGUAUGUUUGGUUUGGUGGACAGCCUCUACAUUCGUUAACUAUGGAAUGAUCAUUAAUUCUGUAUCUUUACAAGGGAAUAAAUAUCUAAAUUUCGCUCUGGUAGCAUCUGUAGAAAUUCCAGCAAACAUAAUAGUUACUUACAUAUUAAUUAAUUUUAAAAGGAAAUUGCCAUUGAUGUUUUCGUUCUUUAUUGGCGCCGUUUUGUGUUUGGCGCUUCCAUUUAUACCAGUUGAUUUACCAUGGAUUUCCAUUUCAUUUUUCAUGGCGGGCAAGUUGAUGAGUUCUUUCUUUUUCGCCAUAACAUAUAUGUACACGUCGGAGCUGUUCCCGACGUAUACCCGGAAUUCGAUGCACGCUUUGUGCUCCUCGCUCGGUCGCAUCGGUUCCAUCAUCGCGCCGCAGACUCCACUUCUGAUAACCUACUGGUCUGGUCUGCCAUCCCUGGUUUUUGGGACUGUCUCCUUCUUAGCUGGUCUUACUACAUUCCUAGUGCCCGACGUGUCAGAUGACUUGUUACCAGAUACAGUAGUACAAGCUGAAGCUCUGGGGAAAUCAAAAAUCCCUUCUAAAGCCUUAGAGAACUAUAACGAGGGGGAUAUCUCUCAGCUGUGAAUAAACUGAUUUAUUAAUAUAAUUAAAACUAAAACUUUACA
Molecule: messenger RNA, 1800 nt
Organism: Nymphalis io (European peacock)
Lineage: Eukaryota; Metazoa; Arthropoda; Insecta; Lepidoptera; Nymphalidae
Product: organic cation transporter protein-like
Exons: 9
Coding region: 113-1759 (548 amino acids)
Biological process (GO): transmembrane transport
Cellular component (GO): membrane
Molecular function (GO): transmembrane transporter activity
Source: RefSeq, a predicted model, not a curated record